Messenger RNA from Prunus mume (Japanese apricot), 2915 nucleotides. Its product is annotated as S-adenosyl-L-methionine-dependent methyltransferases superfamily protein. The record is from RefSeq and is a predicted model, not a curated record. Gene Ontology annotation, cellular component: cytoplasm; endosome; trans-Golgi network. NCBI's taxonomy places the organism in Eukaryota, Viridiplantae, Streptophyta, Magnoliopsida, Rosales, Rosaceae. Gene Ontology annotation, molecular function: methyltransferase activity.
ACGCUCCUCCUUCUGCUCACUCUCAAUAGCCUCCGAUGAGUCUCUUAGCUCCUUCUCUGUCUAUUUUUAGAUAAAACAAAUUACUCAAAGACCUGAAUCAAACAAACAAACAAACACCCAAUCACAACUACUCCCAUCUCUCUCUCUCUCUCUCUCUCUCUCUCUCUGUGCUUCUUCUUUCACUUUUCCUCCAUUUGAAAAUAAACAAACGAAAGAGAGAUUAUUGCUUGAACAAAAAUACUCACCAAUCCCCACUUGCCCAUUCCCUGUAAUCGCGGAGACUUUUAAACUUUUCUUUCCUCAUGUAUCCUAUUCUUAUUAUAUAACCUUUUUGGCUCUUCCCUCUGCUUCUUCUUUUCAAUUUUUAAUAUUUCCUCAAUCGUGAAUUAAAGAAAUAUGAAAACAAAUACGACUUGAAAACACCCUUUUUAGUUUUUACUGUUCUGAGGUUGUAUUUGAGGUAAUACUGCACUGGGGGAGUCAGAAAGAUAGAGGUAGAGAUAGAGAGAGAGCCUUGGUUGAGAUUUUCUUUUCAGGUAAUAAAAAGCUAUGUUCUUUUAGAAGCCUUUUCUUUCUGUAGAGAAAUACAAGUUACCCAUCUGCAGCUGCUGCUGCUGCUGAGUACACUAAUCUACAUGUUUCCAGUGGAUUUCUCUGCGGAUUUAUUGGGUUUUGGGCUGUUUCUUUCUGUGUUUUUAUGCCAAUAACUUUGGGGGGCAAAAACAAGCAAAGAAUAAAAAAAAAGGAAAAAGAAAGAUUCAGACUUCAGUGGAGUUCUCUUUAAGUAGGGUGCUGAGUACCUUAUUUUGUUUCUAGCUUCAACUUCUGUUGCUGGAAAUAGAAAGAAUAAAAUGGCCAGGGACUAUACUGGUGGAUCGCCAAAGCACCACCACCUAGAAUCCAAGAAGAAGAGGCUUACUUGGAUUUUCGGGGUUAGCGCACUCUGCGUAGUAUGCUACAUGUUAGGAGCUUGGCAAACCACUUCUUCUCCUGUCAAUCGAUCUGAGCUCUACCAAAGGGUGGGUUGUGAUGAAACGUCUCAAAAUCAAGGAGGGAACAACGCUUCCUCCUCCUCUCCCUCAGCAGCAUCAGCAUCAUCAUCAUCACUUCACUUGGACUUUGAAAGUCAUCAUCAAGUGGAUAUCAACAAAUCCGACGCAGUCCAAAAAUUCCCAGCAUGCGACAUGGCCUACAGUGAAUACACUCCCUGCCAAGAUCCGCAAAGGGGGAGGAAAUUUGACAGAAAAAUGUUGAAAUACAGAGAGCGGCAUUGCCCCACCAAGGAAGAACAAUUGCUUUGCCUUAUACCUGCUCCACCAAAGUAUAAGACCCCUUUCAAGUGGCCUCAGAGCCGAGAUUUUGCUUGGUAUGACAACAUCCCUCAUAGAGAGCUCAGCAUUGAGAAAGCUGUUCAGAAUUGGAUUCAAGUUGAGGGUGACAGGUUUAGAUUCCCUGGUGGAGGCACCAUGUUUCCACGGGGAGCUGGUGCAUAUAUAGAUGACAUUGAUGCUCUCAUUCCUCUUAGUAAGGGCAACAUCAGAACUGCAAUUGAUACAGGCUGUGGUGUGGCAAGUUGGGGUGCUUACCUGUUGAGGAAUGACAUCUUGGCGAUGUCUUUCGCGCCCAGAGAUACACAUGCAGCACAGGUCCAGUUUGCAUUGGAGCGUGGAGUUCCGGCUAUGAUUGGUGUCUUGGCUUCGAAGAGGCUUCCCUACCCGGCGAGGGCUUUUGAUAUGGCUCACUGUUCCCGCUGCUUGAUCCCUUGGCAGAAUUAUGAUGGUUUGUAUCUAAUUGAAGUGGACAGAGUUCUAAGGCCUGGUGGUUAUUGGAUUCUUUCUGGGCCCCCUAUUCACUGGAAAAAACACUGGAGGGGAUGGGAGAGAACCCAAGAGGAUUUGAAGCAAGAGCAAGAUUCUAUUGAGGCUGUUGCCAAGCGUCUGUGCUGGAAGAAAGUGAUUGAGAAGAAUGACCUUGCAGUCUGGCAAAAACCCAUCAAUCACAUUGAAUGCAUUAAAAGCAGGAGGGUAUAUAAGACACCACAUAUAUGCAAAUCAGACAAUCCAGAUAUGGCUUGGGAGAAAGACAUGGAAAAUUGCAUUACUCCUCUACCAGAGACAACCAAUCCCGAUGAUGUUGCUGGUGGGGCUUUGGAGAAAUGGCCUGACCGUGCAUUUGCUGUCCCACCUAGAAUUAGCAGUGGUUCAAUACCAGGCGUCACCGCAGAGAUACUCCGGGCGGAUGAUCAACUGUGGAAGGAAAGGGUGGAACAUUACAAGCGGAUUAUACCAAUCUCUAAAGGACGAUAUCGGAAUGUAAUGGACAUGAAUGCUUACCUUGGUGGAUUUGCUGCAGCAAUAUCAAAAUAUCCUGUGUGGGUUAUGAACACUAUCCCUGCCAAUUCAAACCAGGAUACUCUUGGUGUGAUUUAUGAACGGGGCUUCAUCGGUACAUACCAGGAUUGGUGUGAGGCAUUCUCAACUUAUCCUAGAACAUAUGAUCUCAUCCAUGCUGGCGGUGUCUUCAGUAUAUAUCAGGACAGGUGUGACAUAACAUACAUUUUGCUGGAGAUGGAUAGAAUUCUGAGACCAGAAGGAACAGUUGUAUUUAGGGAUACUGUAGAGCUCCUUGUGAAAAUAAAGGGCAUUACAGACGGCAUGAAGUGGAAGAGCCAAAUUAUGGACCAUGAAAGUGGACCCUUUAAUCCAGAGAAAAUUCUUGUUGCUGUCAAAACUUACUGGACUGGUGAAGCCAAAAAAGAAAGCUAGUAGUAGUGUAUUCUUUUUCUCUUUGCUUGCAAUUCUCUUUUUCUAUUUUUCUUUUAUCCGUUCUUCUCUUGGUGCAUCGUCAUGUUAUGCUCUGGGAUUUUGUAAAAGAAUAUAUUUGCGUCUAAGUGGCAAAUUGGAUAGUUUUGCUCA